CAAACCUCAAGGUCUGAUUUCCUCUAAUCUGCAGCGGGCCACCUCGACAUGCACUGCAACUUCACGGGGACGCUGCUCGUCAGCGUGCUCCCCACACUUUUGUCCGUCGAGUUCAUUUUGGGGGCCCUGAGCAACGGCAUGGCCCUGUGGAUCUUCUGCUUCCACCUGCGGCCCUGGAAGAGCAGCACGGUGCUGCUCUUCAACCUGGCCGUGGCCGACUUUCUCCUCAACAUGAUCCUACCCUUCCGCGCCAGCUACUACAGCUCGGGCGUCAAGUGGAGAUUCGGGAGAACGCUCUGCAACAUCUCGCAGUUCAUGCUGGCCCUGAACCGCACGGGCAGCACCCUCUUCCUGAUGGCCAUCGCCUUGGACCGCUACAUCCGCGUGGUGCACCCGCACCACUUCUUUAACUCCCUGAGCCCCUCCAAAGCAAUGUGCGGAGCAGCCGCGCUCUGGCUGAUCACCGUCUGCAUGACCGCCAAUGCCUUGACUCUGCAAAACCUCCGCUCGGACUACUGCGAGAGCUUUCUGGUGGAAACCGCGGCCAAGGGGAACCGGCUCUGGCACAAAUUCAACUUUCUCUUCUCCUUCUGGAUGCCGCUCCUCGUCAUCCUGUUCUGCACCGUCCGCAUCAUCGUCCAGCUGAGAGGCCGACAGCUGAGUCAGCACGGGAAGAUCAAGAAGGCCCUUUGGUUCAUCACAGUUGUGGCGGCGGUAUUUACCGUUUGCUUCUUGCCGAGCAACAUCACACAGCUCAUUAUAUGGAUCAAAACCCACGAGGCCCUCAAGGCCAUGUCGGCGCCUGAGGUAUGCGUUGCCAUGGACAACCUGACCGUGGUCUUCUACAUGACCGUCAGCCUCACCUACCUCAACAGUGCCCUGGACCCCAUCAUCUACUACUUCUCCAGUCCCACCUUCAAGAGCAUCUGCAGAAAGUCUCUCCACCUGCCACAGGCCGACACCAUCGACAGCACCGAGAGGAGGACCCGAGAGACCGGAUCGCACUCGUGCGGUCAGAUUUAGAAAGCAAAAGUAAGAAUUCUUGAGGUUACAAUAUCAUAAAAUGUUUCAUGCCAUUCUGUCUUGCCUCUGGUGAGGGCGGUCACAUUUCUUCCCGCUCCCUCUUCUCCCAGCUUGCUCUCUUUGUUUUCGUCUUGUCUGAACUUUUUUUAAGCCUCUUACUUUGCGCCGUCCUCAAAUCUAAACAUCAGACAUGGAAAUGAUCAGCUGGACUCUCGACGCAAUUGACAAAAUCUUUUCGACGAGGAAAAGAGGUUCGGGGGAGCCUGGCUGUCUUGAUGGAACCAUUGCUGCGGGGUACGUGAGAGAUUUCCUGGGAUAAAUAGAGAAUCAUUUGCCUCUCGGUCCUUUCCAUUGAGGACGUGGAAGACAUCUACCUAUUUGGAACCGUGAUCGCGGGGCAGCUGCUGAUUGGGCUGGGCAUUGCUCUGGUGUAUCGUCAAAUUCGUAAGACGAUGGCAGCCACUCAAGGAGCCCAAAGGCUGUUCGUCGCAAUGCAAGGUUUGGGCAGGGCUGUGGGAUCACAGACUGUGGCGAUUUCUGAACUGAAUCGCAAGAUGGAUCACAUCAUGGAGAAGCUUGUUGAAAAGGAACAUUUAAUUGAAUUUGAGAGCACCCAGCAUGGACGAAUAGAACAGACAAGUCAUUGUUUUGUAUGCUCGCGGAAAACAAACAUCCUAAUCUACGAUUUGACUCCCUCGAAUGGCCUUGACGCUGUGAAACAGGACCAGGCUGUACUGAAAAACACCCCCCAAAGACCCCUCAAUGAUGGAAGCUUUUGACCUCGCUCCCUCCUCAACGACACCUGGAGUCGAACUUUUGCAGAUCGGCCUCAGUCUAUAAAAAACAUUACAUCAUCACACCCAAGACAAUUGAGCACACUCGCACACACCGACCCCCUCCCCCACCCCCCGCCACGGUCGGAUGGCCUUCCAGGGCCCCAACUCCCCGCCCCUCUGUUGCGAGUUUGUCGUGAUUAAAUGUAACGUGUUUAUGUGUGCAUGGCAUGGAGGUUUUUUCCCCCACUCCAGACUAGGCCCCCUUAGGAGCCCAGUCUAGAUUGUAUUUUUUUACUCAUCUUUUUCCCCAGCGUUUUACCU
Molecule: messenger RNA, 2120 nt
Organism: Entelurus aequoreus (snake pipefish)
Lineage: Eukaryota; Metazoa; Chordata; Actinopteri; Syngnathiformes; Syngnathidae
Product: hydroxycarboxylic acid receptor 2-like
Exons: 1
Coding region: 49-1023 (324 amino acids)
Biological process (GO): G protein-coupled receptor signaling pathway
Cellular component (GO): membrane
Molecular function (GO): G protein-coupled receptor activity
Source: RefSeq, a predicted model, not a curated record